This is a messenger RNA of Harpegnathos saltator (Jerdon's jumping ant), 1678 nucleotides long. RefSeq names its product odorant receptor 43a-like. NCBI's taxonomy places the organism in Eukaryota, Metazoa, Arthropoda, Insecta, Hymenoptera, Formicidae. Gene Ontology annotation, molecular function: olfactory receptor activity; odorant binding. The record is from RefSeq and is a predicted model, not a curated record. Bases 292 to 1485 code for a protein of 397 amino acids. The transcript is spliced from 7 exons. Gene Ontology annotation, cellular component: plasma membrane. Gene Ontology annotation, biological process: detection of chemical stimulus involved in sensory perception of smell; sensory perception of smell.
UUUGCCGACGGAUCUAUGCAACAUGACAUGAGUAGUCAUUUGUCCGCUCUCACGAUAAUUUAUUUACUCGCUCCUUUCGCCAUCGAAGCGCAUCAACAAUAUGAUAUUACAUACUUGUAUGCACAUCAUGUUCGUUCUGGUUCUUUUAAUAUUCACAACAUUGGUACAAACUUUGGCUGAACAAGAAUUUUUUUUAUAAAAAAUGCACGAUAACAUGUUAUAAAUAUGGGGAUGAAUUUUCCCUCAGAAGUAGAGACAAAGAUAGAGGACAGUAUCCUUUAAACCUUAGGCAUGAAACGUUCAAGCGGACAUAACGAUUUCGAAUGGGCCGUCAGUAUAAAUCGGCUCAUGUUAAGAAUCGCUGGUUUAUGGCCGCCAGACAACCAUGACACUCGUGAGGCAAUAAAAUCGAAAAUACGAUUACUGUACAGUUUUAUCAUGGUAAUUAUCAUACUGGCAAUACCGGCUUUAAUAUCACUGAUAAGGGUUUGGGGUGACAUGAUUUUAAUGAUAGAAAAUUUACAAUACACUCUACCAAUUAUGGGAACGAUAUUCAAAAUCUGCAUUCUUUGGCAAAAACAAAAAGAUUUACAAACCAUAGUUGAUAUGAUCGCUACAGACUGGUUGAAACCGAAGACAGAAGUGGAAAAAGCCGUAAUGUUAAAACGUGCAAGGAUUAUACGCAUAAUGGCCAUGUGCGGAUUUUCCGGCGCACUUUUGACAAUAGUAAUUGCUUUCGGUUUUACGUGUUUCGAGCUGAUAUUCAAGGACAUGACAAACUUGACUGAUUCUGGAAAAUCAUUGCCCCUACCAUUGCAUUACUUGUACGAUGUUUCCAAGAGCCCGCAGUAUGAAUUGACACUACUGGCGCAAGGAUUCACGACUGUCACAUGUGGUUGUUCUUAUACGGGAGUCGAUCAGUUUCUCGGAUUAUUAGUUUUGCACGUAUGUGGUCAACUGGAAAACCUACAUUUUAGAUUGACACAUAUGGAUAAGUAUGCAAAUUUCAUGGCUGCUUUGCAGUACAACGUCCAGGACCACGUCCGCUUAAUCAGAUCUAUCGAAAUUAUUGAUCAUACCUUUGAUUCAAUGCUGCUCAUCCUGCUACUUUAUUUCGCCAUAUUAUUCUGCUUUCAAGGAUUCCUCAUAGUUGACGUUGUUAAUCAAAAGGGCCAAUUGUCAUUGAAACAAUUGAUUUGGAUCGUUGCUGCGAUCGUAUAUAUUUUGAUGCACAUGUGCCUUUAUUGCGUUGUUGGAGAAAUUCUCGUGAUACAAUCUGAGAAAAUAUAUCAAGCUACGUACGAAUAUCCGUGGUAUAAUAAGGAACCAAAAGUAGCGAAAAGCUUAAUGCUAAUUAUGCUUCGCGCGAGUAAACCACUUCAAAUUACAGCCGGGAAAACAUUCCCUAUGACAAUGGCAACGUUUUGCAACUUAUUGAAAACUUCAGCAGGAUAUAUAUCGGUGCUACUUGCCAAUCAAGACUGAUAGAUAUAUUUUAUACUCAGAACAUAAUCUUUCAGUAAUAACACAAUAAAUAAUUAACAAUCUAAUAAGUAACAUACAAUGUAGGCCCAUUAUAAAAGACUUUAGACACUGAUUUCCUAUGAACUAUUAUAGAGAGCGGCAAAAUGUAACAUGUUUUUAAUAGAAUGUAUCAAAAAUAUAAAACAAUGUGCGU